UCUUAUUGAUCACCACUCAAUAAAUAUUAUAGUACACAGUAAGUGGUUUAAGAAUAUAUAUAUAUAUAAAAUGACAGAAUCUCUUGAACCCCAACAUCAUCAGCAGCAAGAACCAAAACAGCAAACAACAACCAUCAUGAACCCCAAACCACAGCAAAAAAGACUUUGUGAUUACUGUAAUGACACCACAGCUCUCCUGUAUUGCAGAGCUGACUCAGCUAAGCUUUGUCUCUCUUGUGACCAUGAAGUUCACUCAACAAACCAGCUCUUCUCCAAGCACACUCGCUCACUCCUCUGUGAUGUUUGUCACACAUCCCCUGUCUCAAUCUUCUGUGAAACAGAGCACUCUGUUUUUUGCCAAAACUGUGACUUGGAAAGACACAAUCUUUCUUCGUUUCCUUCAACACACAAUCGUAGGCCGAUUGAGGGUUUUACUGGGUGUCCUUCAGGGAAUGAAUUGAUGGAAAUUUUGGGGUUUGAAGAUAUGGGUCUUAAGCAGUCUAUGCUUUUUAGUGAAGAAACGGAUGGGUUUAUGGGGUCUGGACUUGAUGAUGGCUAUUCGGAUUUGUUCGUUUGGGAUAGCACUGCUGUUAGCAUUGAUGAUUUCAUUAUGUCCAGUGAUUCGGGCCCAAAUCUCCAGGCUUUAGGAGUACCUCCUUUGCCUAAGGAAAAUGGUGAAGCUGCAAAUCAAGUUUCUUUUCCUUCGACAUUACCAGGAAGCAACUUUGAGGAAAGUCGCGCAGUUCCUGAAAAAGAGUUCAACAUCAGUGACAGUGCAAGUCACAUAAAUGAUGGCCAUGAAGCAGAGCCACAACCUUCUACAAUUGGAACAUUACCAGUUCUCCCAAAUGAUGGGACACAUGAAUUAAGCAGCCAGGAGAGAGAUUCUGCUAUUUCACGAUACAAGGAGAAGAAGCAAACAAGGAGGUACGAUAAACGUAUCAGGUACGAAUCCCGCAAGGUUCGGGCAGAUAGCAGAACAAGAAUCAAGGGGCGUUUCGCUAAGCUGGAUCAUUGAAAGUGGUAAGCAGUUGUUUUGGCUGUUACUGUUGACAAUUUCUGGAAAAGUUUUGAAAUUGUUUGUCAAAGUAAUCUCUGUACGCAUCGGCUGGCUACACAAUAUCACUCAGAAAAUAUCAAGUUCACAUGUCUGUCUCAGAGCAUGCUACUUGCAACAUCUGGUUAAAGCAGAGCAAAUUAGCACGACUGAUGUUUUGAUGGUGGCUAUACAUUUACCCGCCAUGACUUCUUUAUUGUGAACCAGCAGGUCAGGUAUCAGGUGUAGCUCAGGAGACGGAACAUCACAAGAAUUACUGGAUAUUUUUCUAGGAUAGAUUGCUGAGUUAUAGCAUAUACCGCAAUGUGUGUCAUUGUUUCUUAUGUUAGGGUAUAUUAUACAAAAUAUCAGUUCUCUAUCUAGUGUAAUGUUUCACUCUGUUUAUUGCUGCCUCAAACUUAAAAUGACUCUUGUAUAUAUUCAGCAAAAUGUAAUAUAAAAUAGGUUUUUUUCU
This is a messenger RNA of Populus trichocarpa (black cottonwood), 1511 nucleotides long. Its product is annotated as zinc finger protein CONSTANS-LIKE 13-like. Gene Ontology annotation, molecular function: protein binding; zinc ion binding. The record is from RefSeq and is a predicted model, not a curated record. Lineage: Eukaryota; Viridiplantae; Streptophyta; Magnoliopsida; Malpighiales; Salicaceae. The coding region runs from base 71 to 1018 and encodes 315 amino acids. The transcript is spliced from 3 exons.